This is a messenger RNA of Halichondria panicea, 1112 nucleotides long. RefSeq lists its product as uncharacterized. The record is from RefSeq and is a predicted model, not a curated record. The coding region runs from base 109 to 978 and encodes 289 amino acids. NCBI's taxonomy places the organism in Eukaryota, Metazoa, Porifera, Demospongiae, Suberitida, Halichondriidae. The transcript has 8 exons.
ACGUCACGCCUCAAUUCAUCUGCGUCGCAUCCGUUAUCGGUAUAAUUCUGUUUUUCAUGCCCAGUGCAGCCUGACUAGACUAGCUAGCUAGCAACUUUCAAGGCAAAGAUGGCGAAAGUGGUGUCAUUUUUUUUUAUCGCAAUUGCAGCACCAGUUUUUGGUCAAGUGAUAGACAUUACUUCAGAGUUAGACGCAGUCGGUCGCAACUUUUCCUGUAUUGGAGAAGUUGUCACAUAUACUUGCAGUGGGCAAGGAAGCACACUUUCUGUAAACGCGCCACCACUAUUCAAUCAACAUGCAUUUGGCGGAAUUGACACUGUUCCUGGUACUCAGUUAUUUCUUUCUGCUCCGAAUGUUGUUCUCACCCUUUUAACCCGAAAAUCAAGUAAUUAUUCUGCCAACUUGCAAAUUACAAUGCUGAGUGAUGCACAGUUGAGAAUUAACGUUUCAUGUUCUACAAACAAUCCUGGCCCUCUGGACAACUUUGUAAUACCACUGAUCCGUGAAUCACAAAUUAUGUCACCUUCCACUGUGACGAUGGUUGGACUUACCGGAGAUACAACAAGACGAUCAGUUCGAGUGGCAUGGAUCCCACCUGUGAAUCCCCAGUUUGACAUUGAAUAUUAUCUUGUGAAUAUUUACAUGAAUGGAGUAUUGUACACCACUAGGAGAUCUAGUGACAAUAGCCUGGAUGCUGAUGUGCCAUCCGGGGAAAUAACUGCGGAUGUUCGUACUGUUAGCACUUGUGGCACAAUGAGCAAUAUUGCAGAGCGGUCAAAUGGAUCAGUGUUUGGGCAGUAUUCAGCCUUUUAUGUUGGCUUUUUGUUCCCCACAUUCAUCGGUUUUCUCCUCAUUACCGCUGUUGUUGUACUGGCUAUCUUCCUUGUGAGAGCAAAUAAGACGAUAUCAAAGUUGCAACAAGUUCAAGAUGACGAAAAGGGCGUAGUUCUUGAACCACAUCGACAGUCAUCACAAUAAAAAGAUUGCAAAGAAAACCUGGAAAGAAGUUUGCAAGGAUUAGUGAAAUAAUUAUUAGACUACAUGCAUGACUGCAAAUAUUAACAGAUUUAAUAUGUUUAUGGGUUUGUUAAAUAAUAGUUAGACACUGUUUA